AAUGACAAAUAUGCUGUUAUGGAGUAGAUGGGAAGAAACGUUCGAACACGUUCACUCCCAAACAUGAGAACCAGUCUCCUUAGGGAGGUAAGAUACUUAUUUUAAAGAUCUGCAGUUGCUUCAAAUUAGAAAACUUGGCAAGUGUCAGCAAAAAGGAGUGGGAUUUCUGAAGAGUAUAGAAAACAUCACCAUUCGCAAGUUACAAAUCCGCUCUCCUCUGUAGACAUGAUCUACUGUAAAGUGUCACAGUUACUGGAACAUUUUGCAGGACCUAAAACAAAUUCGUAGACUUUCCUCAACCGGAUAAAUCUAUGGGAAAGCUAGGAAGCAAGAAUUUUCAUGGAAUACUGUCUCAGUUUAUUCCAACAUAAGGGUCGAUAAUGCUUAUUUUGCUCUACCUCGCAAGCAUUGCGCUCUGUGCAAGUGGACAGCAAUUAAACAAUAAGCUUAAAGGAGACCACCAUCAAACAAGGUAUGUUUGCAGCAUACCAGGAUUACCAGGCCUUCCGGGUGCCCCUGGGGUCAAUGGAGCUUCAGGGCCUCAUGGACGCAUAGGUCUUCCAGGCAGAGAUGGGAGAGACGGCAGGAAAGGAGAAAAGGGGGAGAAGGGAGCAGCAGGUUUACGAGGUAAAACGGGACCUCUAGGACCAGUUGGUGAGAAAGGAGAUCAAGGAGAACCUGGUAAGAAAGGACCACAGGGACUACCAGGUAACAAAGGAGAAUUUGGUCCUGAUGGGCCAUUUGGAUUCAAAGGAGAUAAAGGACAAAGAGGCGAACACGGAGAGCCUGGAGAAUGUAAAUGUGGAAACAUAGUGCUUAAAUCUGCUUUCUCUGUUGGAAUCACCACCAGUUACCCACAAGAAAUGUUGCCGAUUCUCUUUAAUAAAGUCCUCUUCAGUGAAGGAGACCAUUACAACCCUUCCACUGGAAAGUUCAUAUGUGCAAUUCCAGGAAUUUAUUAUUUCUCUUAUGACAUAACAGUGGCCAACAAGCAUCUGGCCAUCAGCCUGGUACACAACGGGCAAUACAAAAUAAAAACAUUUGAUGCCAAUACUGGGAACCAUGAUGUUGCAUCAGGAUCAACGCUUCUUUAUCUUAAACCAGAAGAUGAAGUUUGGUUAGAGAUAUUCUACACAGACCAAAAUGGCCUGUUUUCCGAUCCCAGCUGGGCAGAUAGCUUGUUUUCUGGAUUUCUUUUAUAUGCGGACACAGAUUAUCUGAAUGCAUUGUCAGAUGAUGAUUUCUUGUGAUGGUUAUGAUGGUUUCUUGUGAUGGUUAUCUUCAAAAGGACUGUGAUGAGACUUGUUUGAAAUUUGAUUCUUGUUUUAAGUUGGCAUCUGGAACCCAUGAAGAAUAGCUUGUUGAUGUUCUCAGGAAUACCAAGAUACUUAUUUAUCCUG
Messenger RNA from Pelobates fuscus (common spadefoot toad), 1400 nucleotides. It is a transcript of the gene C1QTNF7, whose product is annotated as C1q and TNF related 7. Gene Ontology annotation, molecular function: protein binding. NCBI's taxonomy places the organism in Eukaryota, Metazoa, Chordata, Amphibia, Anura, Pelobatidae. The coding region runs from base 381 to 1250 and encodes 289 amino acids. The transcript is spliced from 3 exons. The record is from RefSeq and is a predicted model, not a curated record.